AUGGCGUUUCCAGGCACCAAAGGCACGGCGAUCCCGAUGACCUCCCUGGGAGGUAACUCGGGCACCGAGGGAAUGAAUGAUCAAGAACAGGCUAUGAUCAAGAUGAUGCAACGUGGUAUGGAGUCCUGCCCGAUCAAAACAGUCAUCUCGGGUACCAUGGGUUUCGGUCUUGGUGGUGCUUUCGGUCUCUUCAUGGCCAGUAUGUCCUACGACUCGACCUUCACACCCCAGGGCCGCGCUAUCGCCGACCUCCCCUGGCGCGAACAAGUCCGCCGCGGUUUCAAGGACAUGGGCGCCCGCUCCUGGUCCUCGGCUAAGAACUUCGGUAUCGUCGGUGCGCUCUACUCCGGCACUGAGUGCUGCAUCGAAGGCCUCCGCGCAAAGAACGAUCUUACCAACAGUGUUGCCGCUGGUUGUGUCACCGGUGGUAUUCUCGGCGCAAAGGCUGGUCCCCAGGCUGCGGCCUUCGGCUGCGCUGGCUUUGCGGCGUUCAGUGCGGCUAUUGAUGCCUACAUGAGAAUGCCCGGUGAUGAGUAA
Molecule: messenger RNA, 537 nt
Organism: Penicillium roqueforti
Lineage: Eukaryota; Fungi; Ascomycota; Eurotiomycetes; Eurotiales; Aspergillaceae
Product: translocation channel protein TIM22
Exons: 3
Coding region: 1-537 (178 amino acids)
Biological process (GO): protein insertion into mitochondrial inner membrane
Cellular component (GO): TIM22 mitochondrial import inner membrane insertion complex
Molecular function (GO): transmembrane protein transporter activity
Source: RefSeq, a predicted model, not a curated record